UACAGGAAACGAAAACCAACAUCCGUUUUCCUUCUGUUACAACGAAGCCUUAGCUGUGGGAAUCUUACCUCACCAAAAGAAGUCCAAAACUUCUAAAGUAGCUCUUGCCAUGGCCAUAACCGGAGGAAUUAUCGGUGGAAUAGUAGUUAUCUGUUUUGUUUUCAUGUUUGUUAGGAGGUCAAAUGCCGGUAAGACAUAAAAAAAACUACUACAAGAUUGAUUGCAGAGAAAGCAUCAACUGUGUACUCAUCGAAGUUAUAUACUGAUGCAAGGUAUAUGUCGCAAACGAUGAAUACAGGAGCACUCGGACUACCGGCUUAUCGAACCUUUUCAUUAGAAGAACUUGAGGUUGCUACAAACAACUUUGACACAACCGCUUUCAUGGGUGAAGGUUCUCAGGGACAUAUGUAUAGAGGUAGGCUGAAAGAUGGAACAUUUGUGGCCAUUAGAUGCCUGAAAAUGAAGAAAAGCCAUAGUACACAAAGCUUUAUGCAUCAUGUAGAGCUUAUUUCGAAAUUGAGAUAUCGACAUUUAGUCAGUGCUCUUGGCCAUUGCUUUGAAUGUUACUUGGAUGAUUCAAGUGUCAGCAGAAUUUUUCUGAUCUUUGAAUAUGUACCAAAUGGCUCUCUCAGGAGCUGGAUAUCUGGAGGCAAUGGCAAACACUCACUUACAUGGGCACAGCGCAUAUCGGCUGCAAUCGGGAUAGCAAAGGGCAUCCAAUUUUUGCAUACUGGGAUUGUGCCUGGUGUGUAAUCAUCUGAAAAUAACUGAUAUUUUGAUGGACCAGAACCUUGUUUCAAAGAUUAGCAGUUACAACCUGCCCUUAUUAGCAGAGACCAAAGACAAGGUGGGCCGUGGAACUUCUGCUCCACACAAAGAUUCAAGUACUAGUACAAGGGAAAGGUAUGAUGAUGAGUCUGAUGUUUAUGAUUUCGGAGUUAUUUUACUCGAAAUGAUUCUUGGGAGGCCAUCAAAAUCCAGGAAACAAGUGCAAAUUCUUAAAAAACAGUUGGAGGCAAUCACGGCAACCGAUGAUGUAAUGAGAAGACUUGUAGCGGAUCCGGCAGUUCGGACGUCUUGUUCGGAUCAGUCAUUGAAGACAAUGAUGGAGAUUUGUGUAAGAUGUCUAGUGAAGAACCCUGCAGAGAGGCCUUCUGUUGAUGAUGUACUAUGGAACUUGCAAUUUGCAGCUCAAGUUCAAGAUGCAUGGAAGGUCGAUUCCCAGAGCAGCGAAGGAUCUCCGGGCUCUCCUUUUGAACCUCCACACCGUGUCGCCUUUGCAAUGGAAACCAGGAGCUUAUAG
Messenger RNA from Hibiscus syriacus, 1303 nucleotides. RefSeq names its product probable inactive leucine-rich repeat receptor-like protein kinase At3g03770. Gene Ontology annotation, molecular function: ATP binding; transmembrane receptor protein tyrosine kinase activity. The transcript is spliced from 7 exons. Gene Ontology annotation, biological process: protein autophosphorylation. NCBI's taxonomy places the organism in Eukaryota, Viridiplantae, Streptophyta, Magnoliopsida, Malvales, Malvaceae. Bases 779 to 1303 code for a protein of 174 amino acids. The record is from RefSeq and is a predicted model, not a curated record. Gene Ontology annotation, cellular component: plasmodesma; plasma membrane.